Molecule: messenger RNA, 630 nt
Organism: Rotaria sordida
Lineage: Eukaryota; Metazoa; Rotifera; Eurotatoria; Philodinida; Philodinidae
Source: the annotation of a GenBank genome assembly
AUGAAAAAACAUCAACAACAAAAGAAGAAAAAACAUCUGUUGAAUCAUCAUAACCUGUUUCACGUACAACAUCAUAAUUAUGCUAAUAAACCAUCAAUAUUUGGAAACUUGAAUGGCGUUUCUAGUACAUCAAUUUUUGGAACUUCAACGCCAAUAAAUAAUCCUAGUGGUUCCAUAUUUGAUGGUAAUGCAUCAUUAAAAUCAUCAACUAAUACUAACAGUGGAUUUUCUUUUCCUGGUUUUGCUGCAACAUCAACAUCAAACACAACAACAACAACAACAACUAAUACAUCAUCAACAUUUUCAUUUGGAUCAAAAUUAGCAUCAGCUAAUAAACCAGUUUUUGCAAUGAAUGACAGAUCAACAAGUAAUGGAACUGAACAACGAGUUUUUGCUGGUCAAGAUUCAUGUAUAUUUGGUACAAAUGCAACUAUAAAAACUAAUACAAAUGAAGAUGAUGAAGGUGAUGGUGAAGAUGAUUCAUAUGAACCAAAUGUUUCAUUUAAACCAAUUGUUCAACUAUCUGCUGUUGAAGUUAAAACAGGUGAGGAAGAUGAAAAUGUUCUCUUUUGUGAACUUGCAAAACUUUAUCCUUUUGAUGUUGAAUCAAAUCAAAUGCAAAGAACGUGA